This is a messenger RNA of Topomyia yanbarensis, 1370 nucleotides long. RefSeq names its product tRNA:m(4)X modification enzyme TRM13 homolog. Gene Ontology annotation, biological process: tRNA methylation. The transcript has a single exon. NCBI's taxonomy places the organism in Eukaryota, Metazoa, Arthropoda, Insecta, Diptera, Culicidae. The coding region runs from base 26 to 1348 and encodes 440 amino acids. The record is from RefSeq and is a predicted model, not a curated record.
GUGACCUAUGUGACGUCUUUCCACAAUGAGUACACCGGAAGAACCUGUCAAGAAGCGACCAAAAAUGACUACCUCGCAGCCGAAUAGAACCGAGCAGCCCAAACAGGACAAGGAGGAGGAGGUACGAUGCAGAUAUUUCGUUCAGCGAAAGAAACGCUACUGCAAAAUGACCGUCGGCAGGGGAAAACUGUACUGUGGUGAGCACGAAGUAUCCGCACCGGCCAGUGAAUCUGCAACCAGUACCGAUAGAAUUCCAUGUCCACUGGAUCCGAAGCACUCCAUCUCUUCGGCCAAACUCGAGAAGCACCUGCGAAUUUGUAACGCCCGAGCUAGGGAACUGCCAGCCUAUAUCGAACCGGGCAUCAAUUCCAGAUCCGAUAGCGAUGAAGGCGAAACCCGUCCAAAUACCCGAAAACUAGCAGACGUGUCGUUGGAAGAUCUUAGAUCUUUAGUCGAAAAAGUUACCGAAAUCUACGAGACAGAUUCGCGAAUCAACUGCAUAGAAGAGCUACUGUUGGAACAUGCCAUCUUCAAGGAAGAAUUAGCAAACGAAUCGUACGGACCACAAACGCUAAAGCACCUGAUCCAGUCGGCUUCCCUGUUGGGAAUCGUCAAACAUGAACGCUUUUUCCAAAAGGACACAGCUUUCGUCGAAUUCGGCGCCGGCAAGGGACAGGUUGCUUUCUGGCUUGCCAGCAUUAUCCAACAGUCGAGUUCGGACUUGACAAACGCCAAGGUACUGCUGGUGGACAAGGCUUCUCACCGACACAAACAGGACAACCGGAUAGAAGACCGUCAGAUUGUUUACAGGAUCAGAGCGGAUAUAGCCGAUCUAGUGCUGCGAAAGCUGGACAUGCUGCAGAGCUGUAAAAGUGUGAUCGGUGUCGGCAAACAUCUCUGCGGAGGAGCCACGGACCUAGCCCUGAGAUGUUUAGUUCGCGCCAAUCGUGAACUGCCUAACGAAAGCGGACAGUUUCGCUCGGAAGGAUUUGUUUUCGCCCUAUGCUGUCAUCAUCGAUGCGAUUGGAAGACCUACGUCGGCAAGAAGUUUCUUCUGAGCAAAGGAAUCGGCCACAGCGAGUUCGAACUGAUCGUGCGAAUGGUAAGCUGGGCAGUUUGUGGCUCCGGCACAAGUAGGGAAAAGAGAAAACAAACCGAGACAGAUGACUGUGUAAAGUACGGAUUUACCCGCACCGAACGAGAGGUUAUAGGAAGGAAGUGCAAACGAGUGCUUGAUUUAGGACGACUUGACUAUUUGGCUCUAAAUGGCUUCACAGCACAUCUGAAAUAUUACGCCAAGAGUGACAUCACUCUUGAAAAUGUCUGUCUUAUAGGGCAUGUCAAAUAAACAGUUAAAAACUGAAUCCAUG